AUGGCCGCGAAUCCCUUUUCACCUCCAGCGAGCGUCCUCAGUUUUGGUGACCAAACCCCGAUGGCCACUCCUGGUGCUCAUAAUGACAGUCAUUAUCCAUUCCCAGAAGCCAGACCUCGCAGCGGACUCACUUCUGUCGCUAAUAGUGUCGCCGAUCUUCCGCGAAUGUCUUCAUCAAUAUACAGUAGCAGUCGACCCACUACUUCGUCGUUAUCUGACUCCCCCCAUGCCAGCUCACGCCAUCUCUCAGGUCGUCUCAGAGAGGCUUUUGCUGCUCCUUCUUCACGUCCUCUCACAAUCCAUAGUGCUCUAGCCCCGGCGAAAUCAAAGAGAGACCGUCCCAAGUCAACUAUGCUCACGACGGCGCCCAACAAACCUUGGCUGUCUUCGCGUGACCCCUACGCUCGCAUCGCGUACUCCCUUACGUACGGAAUGAUCUUUGUUGGAGUGGUUGUCAGCGCCGUUAAAUGUUUCCUGGACUAUCGGAACGUGCCAAUGAUCACAGGAAAUCUCUGCAUGGUCCUCAAUGAAGACUUUAGUAGCGAAGAUGGUGUAUUUGGGGACAACGGGACAUUUUUCAGAGAGGUUGACAUGAGCGGUUUCGGGAACGGCGAGUUUGAAAUGACGACUGCUUCUGAAAAUAACUCCUUUGUUGCAAAUGGCCAUCUGUACAUUCUUCCGACCUUGACUUCUGACAGUAUCCCAAUGGCUGAUAUACUCGACGGGCAUGUAUAUAACAUCUCCGGAUGCACGUACAACAUCACCCAGGGGCUAUCCUACACUGACUCUUCUUCAACUGCGGCCACAAAUGUAAACGAAACUGCUAUCGGAUCCAACACGUUCGACGCUGAAGCUUACUACAAAGCGUGUUCUGCGGUCAGCAAUGCUACCGCGGGAACGAUCAUCAACCCCGUCCAAAGUGCGAGGCUUAGCACACGAAAAACUGCCAGUAUGAAAUUCGGAAGAGUCGAUAUGUGGCCUGCGAUAUGGAUGCUGCCCGUUGACGACGCUUACGGGGCAUGGCCUCUGAGUGGGGAGAUUGACAUCAUGGAAGCACGAGGGAAUGGGCCAAGUUAUCCCAAACAAGGAACCGAUUAUGUCCGCGGAUCGUUAAAUUGGGGUCCUCUGACAUGGCUCAACGAAGUCUGGCGAACAUACGGAUGGUGGCAGAUGAAGAGAGGUUCCUACGACAAAGGAUUCCAUACCUAUUCACUUGAAUGGACCGAAAAAUUCAUUCGUAUAUAUGUCGACUCGCGUCUACAUCACAUGUUGGAACUCAACAUCAACGAAGCUUUCUGGGACCGGGGUGAUUUCCCCGCUGUUGUCCAAAAUGGCUCUGAAGUUGUUGCUCUUGAGAAUCCUUGGGUCAAUGGGACUAAUGCUGCCCCUUUUGAUCAGCGGUUCUAUCUUAUUUUGGAUGUUGGUAUUGGGGGAACAAACGGAUGGUUUCCCGAUGGACCAGAAAAGCCUUGGUUGGAUGGCUCUCUGACUGCUAUGCGCGAUUUCUUGAAUGCUCAGGAUCAAUGGUACCCAACAUGGCCUACAAAUCCAGACCAACGUGCUUUUGUGAUCGACUCUGUGCAAAUGUACGAGCAAUGUUAAGCUCUAUUCGUCUGUUCCCCUUCAGUGUAGUAUCACAAAAAUAAACAUUCCUCACCUCUCUUUAUGUGAAUCCAUCUCCUAUGCUUUUAAGUGCGUUCCUCAAAGGCACAGAGGUACAUAUCUAAUCGUAACAUUCCUUUCCACUCGUUUGUAAAGGCACCCUUCAUCUCCUGUGUUUUUAGUUGUAUUUCUCAAAGUGCACAUAAAUAAAUACACACGUACACUACUUAUUCCACGGACUGAUAAAUACAAUACCUCUACCCACUAUCAUCUUUCGUCAUUGGCUGUCGUAAUUGUUUCGUGAAAAAACAUUGCCGCCCUUCUCCCGAAGUAGUGCCUCAAUUAUGAUUUCGAUUCCCUCAACUUUAAGAGUUAAACGCCACACGCUCCACCUCUUCACAUACUUUCCUGAUCCUUUCC
Lentinula edodes (shiitake mushroom) is the source of this 2022-nucleotide messenger RNA. RefSeq names its product glycoside hydrolase family 16 protein. The transcript is spliced from 9 exons. Gene Ontology annotation, molecular function: hydrolase activity, hydrolyzing O-glycosyl compounds. Bases 1 to 1602 code for a protein of 533 amino acids. NCBI's taxonomy places the organism in Eukaryota, Fungi, Basidiomycota, Agaricomycetes, Agaricales, Omphalotaceae. The record is from RefSeq and is a predicted model, not a curated record. Gene Ontology annotation, biological process: carbohydrate metabolic process.